GAGUCUAAGUUUAAAGAAACUGGAGUAAUUACACCUGAAGAAUUUGUUGCAGCUGGAGAUCACUUAGUUCACCACUGUCCUACUUGGCAAUGGGCUUCAGGAGAAGAACUAAAAGUCAAGGCUUAUCUGCCAACAGACAAACAGUUUUUGGUAACUAAAAAUGUGCCUUGCUACAAAAGGUGUAAGCAGAUGGAGUACUCAGAUGAGCAGGAAGCAAUUAUAGAAGAAGAUGAUGGUGACGGGGGAUGGGUAGACACUUUUCACAAUGCAGGUAUAGUGGGUGCAACAGAAGCAGUUAAGGAGAUCACGCUAGACAGUAAGGAUAAUAUAAAAAUACCAGAACGUUCAGCAUCUUGUGAAGAUGAUGAUGAGGAAGAUGAAGGAGAAGCUGCAGACAUGGAAGAGUAUGAAGAAAGUGGGCUAUUGGAGACAGAUGAUGCAACGCUUGACACAAGACAGAUUGUAGAAGCUAACAAAGCUAAAGCUGAUGUUGGAGGGGAAGAUGCUAUUCUACAGACUAGAACUUACGACCUCUACAUCACAUAUGACAAAUAUUACCAAACACCAAGGCUCUGGUUAUUUGGAUAUGAUGAGCAACGGCAGCCUUUAACAGUAGAGCAUAUGUAUGAAGAUAUUAGUCAAGAUCACGUCAAGAAAACAGUGACCAUUGAAAACCAUCCUCAUCUUCCUCCACCUCCCAUGUGCUCAGUUCAUCCAUGCAGGCAUGCAGAAGUGAUGAAGAAAAUAAUCGAGACUGUUGCAGAAGGUGGGGGAGAACUUGGAGUUCACAUGUACCUUCUUAUUUUCUUGAAAUUUGUACAGGCAGUCAUUCCAACGAUAGAAUAUGACUACACGAGGCACUUUACAAUGUAACUAAAAUCAGAGAUGUCCUCCUCUAAUUAUCAAAUCUUUUUUUAAAUAACCCAUCCAUGUGACUUAUACAACGUUAUACACAAUUUCUGUAACUAACCUUUUAUCAAGUUGAUGCAUUAAAAUAAAAUGUUCCAUUACCA
Balearica regulorum gibbericeps (East African grey crowned-crane) is the source of this 1013-nucleotide messenger RNA. NCBI's taxonomy places the organism in Eukaryota, Metazoa, Chordata, Aves, Gruiformes, Gruidae. The record is from RefSeq and is a predicted model, not a curated record.